AUGACUCCGCAAAUCGCCUUGAGGCCGACAAGCGGCAAUUCUUACCGGGCUGGUGAAAUCAAACGGCCAGCAUUUGACUCUCAAAUUGCGUCAAGUGCCCAUCGCGGACAGUCCUGGGUUCAUUCAAUGGCUCGCUACACCUUGGGGAGCCCUUCCAAUGCCCCGAUCAUUUCUCCCAACAGCGACACCGGUUCGCAUGCUGUUAUGAACGAUUGGGCUGCUACCGAGCAUGGCCAGCUUGUGAGCGAUCACCACUUUUCCAGAGCGCAAUCAGUGUUGCCGGAAGCUGCCGAGCUAUCACCACAGAGGUCCAAUCGGCAACAAAGCUUGGAAGAGUACAUUGCUCAAAUAGAGAAUGAAGUCUUGUGUCGUCCGCAGGAAGACGACGUUGAUGGCGAUGCACCGAUGCCAAGCUGGCAUGAGAUGCAAGACAACGAUGCGUUUUAUCCAGAUUGUGCGUCCCAGGCACAUCAGUCUUACGCCGGUGCGUACGACCGUGAUUCGCCGGAGGACAGUCACUUGAAGAACCUGUCGAUCGGCGGAACCCAUGAUGUCGGCGGGGGCUUGAUGCACAAUUCGCACGUCGACCAAGAAGAGCAGAGGUUUAUAUCCAAUUUCUGGCGGCCGAAUCGUUACUGA
Molecule: messenger RNA, 639 nt
Organism: Diaporthe citri
Lineage: Eukaryota; Fungi; Ascomycota; Sordariomycetes; Diaporthales; Diaporthaceae
Exons: 1
Coding region: 1-639 (212 amino acids)
Source: RefSeq, a predicted model, not a curated record